This is a messenger RNA of Drosophila navojoa, 1975 nucleotides long. RefSeq names its product Gustatory receptor-like Holozoa (gene GrlHz). NCBI's taxonomy places the organism in Eukaryota, Metazoa, Arthropoda, Insecta, Diptera, Drosophilidae. The record is from RefSeq and is a predicted model, not a curated record.
AUGUAUGUGCACAUUCAGCUCGGAUAGAUAGCGGUCACGAUAACAAGCUGAUUCCUAUCUAAACUGUAACAGGUGCACAGCAGCGCAGAACAGGCGUCGCAUUGUGUUACCGAGAUAUAUUCCAUUGAUAAGGGGCCCUCGGGAGAGCAAGCACGGUGAGCGCACUGUGAGCAAAGCUCGAGGAGAGCUUCAACGUGAUAGCAGGAGAGCUUCGACGCCGACAUUGACGGCGACAUGGGCAUCGACUCUCUGUCGCUCGCGCUCGGCUCGAUCUACGCGCGGCUCGAGUUUCAAUUUAUUCAAUUUACCGUUAUAACAGCAAUUGAUGAAAUCGCCGACUACGGCAACGGCGACGGCUACGCCAUCGGCUACAGCGACAGCGACGACGUCAACGACUACAACAGAAGCAAAAACAAAGACAGAGACAAAAAGAGCAACAAGUCGGCUGAUUAAUUCGCCAUCGGCUUUACGGUGCAGCCGCACCACAUCCGCCGUCUCAUCCUGGCUACACGAGCUCGCCCAGCAGGGCGAGCAUGAGCCGACAUCGGCAAUCCUCAACUACUGCAAGCGCAAGUUCCUGCGCCCUUAUGUGGCCAUCCUGACCAUGGUUGGGCUCAAUCCCAUUUCUACGGACAUGAGCACUGUGGGCGCCUGCAGCAGCUACGUCCAGGCCCUGAUGGUUUUUUUUGUCCUCCUGGCGGGCUACGUGCUGCGCUACCUGUGUGGCUAUCGUGGGGAUCGCGGCUUUAGCAGCUACCGGGACAUCCGACCCGGCGGCUACAGCAACGGAAGCGACGUCUGCGGCUCCGCCUCUGCCAGCAGCACGCCCAACACAAUUGGGGAGUUACUCUUCGGCUAUGUAGUGCCCAGUGCUCUCAACCUGCUGAGCUUCGUUUCAGCGGUGCUCGUAUGCAAGGUGAUCGAGCACGAGCAACUUCAGAAUCUCAUCGAGCGCGUGUUCCUGCUGUCCGCCAAGCCCAAGCGACUCUGCCGCAUGCUCUGGCUCUAUUUAGGCGUGGCUCUGGCUCUGCUGCUGCUGCUCUUUGGCUACGCCUGCUGCGUGGUGUUCAUGCAGCAAUCGCAUAUAAUCAAGGUGGACUGGCUGGCCGAGGCGCUGCGCGACUGGGAGCUCUGGCUGCGCCUCGGUCUGCUGAGCACCAUUUUGCUGCAGGAUCUAGUGGAGAUCAUUGUGCUGAGCAGCUACUACAUUGAAUGCUAUUUGCUGCGCGUGCAUCUGGAGACGCUGUCGCACAAGCUGCUGAUGCACUCUAUAGAUUCGCUGGACUGGAUGCGCGAGAUCCUGGAGUUCCGCAAGCUGCUCGAGCGCGUGAACCAACACGUCUCCAUACCCGUUUGUUUCCUGAUCGUCAUGAAUCUGGCCUACGCAUUUGCGGGGCUCGUCUACCUGUUCAAGGACUUUGACUUUCACUACUGUGCCCUGAAGAUGGUGCUCCUGAACAUCGCGAAUGUUAUGAUAUGGCUCUUCCUAGGGCUGCUACCGUUCUUUGUUGCCGGAUCCGUGACGCGCGUCUGCCAGAACGCCCAAGCAAACGGACACCAAAUCCGGGUCCGUCCCUUUGUAUAUCACAAUACCUCCGCUGAGGAUCUCAACUCGACGUUGUUGUUCGCCUCCUCGUUAGACAUGUCCGCCAAGCUCUUCCGCAUGCCCAUCCAGUCCAACUAUCUGUGCUUCGCAAUACUCGUGGUGACCAUCGUGGUCCUCACCCUGGGCAUGUGCCUCAAUCUAAGCGUCUUGGGCAAAUUCUGAUACAGUGAACCGUUAGUAUAUUAAUAAUUCCAAUAUCGAAUAUAUCAAAUAUAUUUAUAAAUGUAAUGGAAUUUAGCAUUAAUCAUGGUUUACGCGUAGCAUAGAUUUAAGAUUAAACUGUCUUGAACUUAGUUAAUUACUUUAUUUACAAAUUACGCUUGGGCUCAUCUCACCUUGUUUCUUAUGACUUUUGUUAUGCGAUUGCUU